This is a messenger RNA of Cynoglossus semilaevis (tongue sole), 1325 nucleotides long. RefSeq names its product mitochondrial ribosomal protein L44 (gene mrpl44). Gene Ontology annotation, molecular function: double-stranded RNA binding; ribonuclease III activity. The coding region runs from base 111 to 1109 and encodes 332 amino acids. Gene Ontology annotation, biological process: RNA processing; mitochondrial translational elongation. The transcript is spliced from 4 exons. Gene Ontology annotation, cellular component: mitochondrial large ribosomal subunit; nucleus; microprocessor complex. NCBI's taxonomy places the organism in Eukaryota, Metazoa, Chordata, Actinopteri, Pleuronectiformes, Cynoglossidae. The record is from RefSeq and is a predicted model, not a curated record.
AUAGCGACCAGUGGUCCGUUCAAAGUGCUAAAGCUGGCCGGAAGUAUAGACCGGAUGUAGUUUCACGUCGGACAGUUUUUGCUGGUGCAACGUUCUCGCAGUGAACAGACAUGGCGUCUGGUUACCUUCUAAAUCGUGGUGCGCUAACAUUGAGAAAUAAUUUGCAGCGCGUUUGCAAAAAUGUGGUAUAUUUACAGAUUCGAGAGAAAAAAAGAUGGAUGAGGGCAUACACACAUUUAAUGGCCAGAAAAUUAAAGAUUGAGGGACCGCCGCCACCGCAGCCACGCUCUCAAAAGCUCCUGUGGGAUUACCACGCUGAGGUGCAGGCUUUCAGCAACCGCCUGCAUGAGAACUUCCCAGUGGAGAUACUCAAAAGAGCCUUCAUCAACCCAUGUUACAUUCAUUCAGAGCAGGAGAGGCGAGAAAAAUUAGGCAUGGACUCUGAGACUACAGCUUUAGUUUUGAAAGAUAAUAUUCAGCUGAGUGAAAAAGGAGCAGAUUUCACCAAAAGCUUUCUGACUGACUGGUGCAGGGUAAACUUCCCAAAUCUGCCCAGUGAGGGGGUGGAGAGCAUUGUAGUGCACCUUAACAGUUUGGAGGUUGUGACCUAUGUAGCAAGAAAUCUGGGCAUUGAAGACCUCACUAUGAGUGCAGACUUUCCAGUUCCUGAUGCUGUCAUGUAUUCUACAUUCAUGGCAGUGAUUGGAGUUUUACAGGAGAGUAGUGGUUCAGAGCGGGCAGGAUUCUUUCUCAGGGAUUUCCUAGCCACUCAGCUGAUAGGAAAGGACCUGUUUGACAUGUGGACAGUGGUCAAUCCAAUGGGACUACUGGUGGAGGAGCUUACUAACAGGAACGUCCCUCUGCCAGAACCUCGCCUCAUCAGGUCUGCUGGUGCCAGUACUGCUCUGCCACUGUUCUUUGUCGGCCUGUACAGUGAUAAGAAACUUCUAGGACAGGGCCCAGGGGAAACAGUGUUAGCAGCUGAGGAAGAAGCAGCUCGUGUGACUCUUCGGAAACUGUAUGGCUACAGUGAAAAUCGCAGGCCAUUUGAUUUCUCUCCAGCUCAGCACCUUCAGCCACCAUUAAUUCAGUCAAUGGGUUCCAACUGAUGAAUAAUAAACUGCUGUACACAUAUGCCACAAAAUAAAGAAAACACCUGAGUAGAGAUGGCUGAUUCCCUUUACGUCCACUUCAAUUUCUUCAUUUGUAACAGCACAGAGGUUGAGCAGUCAUUACAAAAAAGCAUUGAAAUCCAUUUUGCUUUGUAAAUAACCACAUAUCUACUUUGUAAACUUGUUUCAUUAAAAUGUCCUGUGUAUAUAUUA